Molecule: messenger RNA, 3231 nt
Organism: [Candida] anglica
Lineage: Eukaryota; Fungi; Ascomycota; Pichiomycetes; Serinales; Debaryomycetaceae
Source: the annotation of a GenBank genome assembly
AUGUUUGAUAAAAUCAAAUCAAGGAAGGCUCCGCUUUCUUUGAGUUCUGUUUCAAAUGCAAUUAAAACUCUGGGGACUUCGGAUCUUUCUCCAAAGGAUUUCCAGCCAAAACUGCUCGACCUUUUCACGUCGUUCCAAUUGGGGUUGCCCACUCAUUCUAUAGUGGCUAUUGCUCAUGAUCCAGUUCAAUCCUUACUCGCAGUGUCAACCACCAAGAACGAAAUCCGUGUAUACGGUCAGGGCUCGGUCGAAGUGGUCUUUGAGUUUAAACAAUCUGCGUCUUUGAUGACCCAUCUUUGCUUUGUCAAGGGAAUUUAUUUGGUGGCUGUGCUGCUGUCAAUUGGUGCAAUCACCGUCAUUUCUCUUCAUCUGAAACAAAUCUUGGGAACAUUCCUGGCCCCCGGUGGAGCCAUCACUUCACUCACCCUGGACCCAAGUUUGGAUUGGCUUGUGUUGGGCUUGUCUAAUGGUUCGCUUUUGUUUUAUGAUGUUGAUCGUUUAGCAUUAACUCCGUUUAGAAUUGAUAAUCUACAGAAAAGAAUUUUACCUAAACAGAAAUUAUCCCCUGUUUUAAACGUGGAAUGGCACCCUAGAGAUAUUGGGACGUUAUUGAUCUCUUAUUCUCAUCUGGCCAUUGUCUACUCGAUGGUCACUGGAGAGAUCCAAAGUGCCAUGGUUCGUCAAUUGAAUAAGGGAGACCCGGGAUAUGAAAGGGCUCAAUGGGUGGCGAAUGGUGGGAAAAAGAAACUCUUUGGAUCCUCCAAUCAAAUCGUUCUGGAAAUGACAACUGCUCAUUUCCAUCCCAAUGGGUUACAUGUGGUCACUGCUCAUUUGGAUGGAGUUUUAAAAUUUUGGGAUGUUCAAGGUGCUGUACCCUUGUAUGAGAAGAAUGUUCAAAUCAUUAAUAACGAAUCCUUUGACCCCAUCCAAUUUGAUAUAUGUCCUAUCCAUUCUAUAAAAUGGAUCUGUUCACAAGAUCCAGAGUUAACUCAAUUGGUCUAUACCAUUGGAGCCUCUACCCUCGAGAUAAUAAACUUUGGUUUAACCCUCAAGUACUCACUCACAUCUCAUGAAAAGCAAUCUCAAUUUUAUUCCAAUCCUCAGAAUGGUCGUCAAACCAUUGAAGUUCCCAUGAAUGCUUCCAAUGAGCCAGAAUACAUAGUCAGGAUCGUCCCAUUGGCUGCGGAUAACCUGCCAUAUUUCAACGGUGGAUGGAACCCAUCUAAUUUGAUUUGUCUUACCAAUUUGGGAUCUAUUGUGGUGGUGAAUCCUCAUAAUCCUUCUGCCAACUUGCCAACUUUACCCCCUUCCAUGGGACUUAUCCACCCACCAGUAACCGCCUCUGUCGUGCAACCAGCAAGGAAAAUCGAUUGGUACAGUGUUUGUCUGUCAAGAUCAAAUUAUGCUUCCAAUAUAGAUCGGUCAGUGUUACUUCGUGGUGGUGCACCGGUAGAUAACCCCAAGGCCCCAAAACCAUUGGGUUAUGACGAUACCCUUCGGAACAUCUUGAUCACUGGGCAUGAAAGUGGUAUUGUUCGGUUGUUGGACGUCACUAGAGGUGAACAUCAAGACCCGGAAAAUAUGUUGGAGGUCAAUGUGAAGAAUGUUCUUGGUAAAGCAGUUUCCCGGAAACUGGCCAAAAUAACUCACGUCUCUUGUGCCUUUGAAAGUAAAGAAUUACUAGUAGGUAUGGCCAAUGGACAGGUUGUCAUUUGUAAAUAUGGUAAGGCUCGUGGUGGUGGCGGUGGUGGCUACGGUAGUAGCAGUUCUGGGAAUCCUUCAGACUUUUCAGACUGUCAAACUUUGCACCAAAACGGAGAUGCUUCACUUUUAUCGAUACAACACCGGGUUGCACCUUCUUCCUCAUCUUCAUUCAUCCCAACUGCACUUUUAAAACUUGAAAAUUCAAAUGAUUCAAUUUCAUGUCUCAAAGUCAAUGACACUGGAUUUGCAGCAAUUGCCUAUACAUCCGGAAGAAUCGUAGUCUGUGACAUCACUAGAGGCCCAGCAGUCAUUUUCAAUGCCGAAUCUCUCUCCAAAUUCCUUCCCUCGGUGUCUGGUGUAUGCUACGCCACCACCCUUGAGUUUUCCAUUGUUGAGUAUGGUCAGGAUGGAUACUCUUCCAUUGUAUUGAUGGUUGGAACAUGUUCUGGUGGUAAUCUUCUUAUGUUCAGAAUCGUUCCACAACCGAAUGGAGCCUUUGAGUGUGUGUUUGGCGAUAAAACCAUCGGUCUUAACUACAGAAGUAGCAAUGGUGAUCAGGACCCUACCAAAUCAAAAUUGGAUCAAAUUAUUCCUGUCACUGCUAAGGACGGGGUUUCUGCCGUGGCAGACCUUGGUAUGUUCCAUAAAUUGGCUCUGGGGGUGGUCAUUCCAGCGUAUGUUAUCACCACUUCAGAACGUGACAUUCGUGUGCUCAAGGUUCCUAAGACUAAAUUAUCACACAAGGUGAUAGAUGAUUUGGUAUUGAGAACUGGAGUGGUUCGGUUCCGUCAAGGUGGAGUAUUUCUUGCAGUGUUGGUGAAAACUGGAUUUAUAAAAUUCCUUACAUUACCAGCGUUAAAUGAAAUAUCAGACUUUAAACUCCCUAAAGACAUAUACGUCUCCAUUAGAUCGGCACUUGAGUCUGGUGUAGCAUCUGAUUCCGCCGUUUUACCCAGUGGAGAACUCUUUAUUCGUACCAGUAGCAGUGAAUUCCAAGUGCUUACAGCCUACAUAGAAGAUCAUAGAUUGAGAAGAAAACAUGAACCAUUAUCUGAUCUUUUAUUCAAUGAUACCGCUGUGAUUCCAUUACGUCCAUCUGCUGGGCUGUUACAAUGGGUCAAGGGCCAAACCAAAUACGUCAGUGUGCAAGAUCUCACGUAUUUAAUCGCUGGUCCUAACCGGAAACCUGCAAAGCAUCCAGAAAGUCAAAUGGCUUACAAUAUUUCGCCCGAGGCCAACCCUAACCAAGGAUAUGGUAAUCUUUACGGGGGUGCAGGUGCUGGUGGAUCUGGAGAAAAUGAUCGUGGGUACAAGGAACCAACCAAGAAAUCGUCGGCAGUAGCGGGUGCUGGUGGUUACAAUUUUGGCACCAAGGGCUUUAUGAAAUCUUUACAAGGAGGUAUUGAACAAGUUGAAGAGUCUUUAAACGGUUACGCCAACACAGUCAGUGAAACCAUGACGGAAAGUGUAGAGGGGACUAAAAAGAGCAUGUAUGGAGCAGCAUUUAAAAGUAAAUUUGGAUUUUAA